CAUGUGAGCCCGUCGAAGGCACCACGCGCAGUGUGGAGGAGAUAGAAACCGGUCGGGAAGGCAACGUCAUUCCUCGGACCACCGACUCGACGUAGCAGACAGAGAGCGGAGCGGAGCGGCGUUGUCCGAGGCAGGUGCUGAAGCGAUUACAGCAGAAAGAUGGCGGACGACCCCAGCGCGGCGGACAGGAACGUGGAGAUAUGGAAAAUCAAGAAGCUGAUCAAAAGUUUGGAAGCAGCCCGUGGUAAUGGCACCAGUAUGAUCUCCCUGAUCAUCCCUCCAAAGGACCAGAUAUCCAGAGUGGCCAAGAUGUUGGCGGAUGAGUUUGGAACUGCUUCCAACAUCAAGAGCCGAGUCAACAGGCUCUCUGUACUUGGGGCCAUCACCUCCGUACAGCAAAGACUAAAAUUGUACAAUAAGGUGCCACCCAAUGGCUUGGUUGUGUACUGUGGUACCAUUGUGACAGAGGAAGGCAAGGAGAAGAAAGUCAAUAUUGACUUUGAGCCUUUUAAGCCAAUCAACACCUCCUUGUACCUCUGUGACAACAAGUUCCACACUGAGGCAUUGACAGCUCUGCUCUCUGAUGAUAGUAAGUUUGGCUUCAUUGUGAUUGAUGGAAGUGGGGCACUUUUUGGCACACUGCAGGGCAACACCAGAGAGGUGCUGCACAAGUUCACUGUGGACCUACCUAAAAAGCACGGCAGAGGAGGACAGUCAGCUCUGCGUUUUGCUCGUCUGAGAAUGGAGAAGAGACAUAACUAUGUGCGAAAAGUAGCUGAGACGGCUGUCCAGCUCUUUGUGUCCAAUGACAAAGUCAAUGUGGCAGGAAUGGUCCUGGCUGGGUCUGCCGAUUUCAAAACCGAGCUCAGCCAGUCUGACAUGUUUGACCCAAGGUUACAGGCCAAGGUGCUGAAGCUGGUUGACAUCUCCUAUGGAGGAGAGAAUGGUUUCAACCAGGCAAUAGAGCUCUCAGCAGAAGUUCUUUCUAAUGUCAAGUUCAUCCAGGAGAAGAAGCUCAUAGGGCGGUACUUUGAUGAAAUCAGUCAGGAUACGGGGAAGUACUGUUUUGGUGUGGAAGACACACUCAAAGCCCUGGAGAUGGGAGCAGUGGAGAUCCUCAUAGUCUACGAGAACUUAGACACCAUGCGUUACAUUCUACGUGUGCAUGGGGCAGAGAGCAACGGAGCAGAAAAUGAUGAAAAGACUUUGUACUUAACGCCAGAACAAGAAAAAGACAAGUCUCACUUCACAGACAAGGAGACGGGGCAGGAACAUGAGCUGAUCGAGAGCAUGCCACUGUUGGAGUGGUUCGCUAACAACUAUAAGAAAUUUGGAGCCACGCUGGAGAUAGUCACAGACAAGAGCCAGGAAGGGUCUCAGUUCGUUAAGGGCUUUGGAGGCAUUGGGGGUAUCUUGCGGUACAGGGUGGAUUUCCAGGGCAUGGAGUACCAAGGAGAGGACGAUGAGUUCUUUGAUUUGGAUGACUACUAGGUAGUCGGGGACUGAUAUUGGGAGAAAAAAAAGAAAAGCAAAGGAAUGAAUGAAGAAAUGAGGAAAGAAAAAUGCCACCUCUCUUGCAGCAAGUGAGAGGUGCAACUGUGUUGACCAUAUAUAUGACAGACACACUUUCCAAUUUACCUGUUGCAUACACAAACUUGCACAUACAAUUCAUCUGUACACAUGACAAAAUACAUCACACAGGCUGAAGAGGAGUGAGAUUUUCUUUCAUCCAGAGAGGGAGAAAGCCCUUCCUGAAUAAAUCCCUGCCUUAGAGUGCUGGUUCCUUCCCCUAGUUGGAUUGGACUCGACUCAUUUUUUCUUAUUUUUUUUUUCUCCUCCCCUCCAUUUUGAAUGAACACAACAGCAAGUUCCCAGAUUCCUCAUUGCCCCUAACCUGGUUUAAAGAUGAACUUUGGGCUCAGUCCACACAAAUAGAAAAUAUAUUUUCCUUCCUUGCCUCAUCAUGCCCCUUCCCUCUCUCUCUCUUCUAUGCUUUCUCUCUUUUUUUUCUUUUUUUGCAUUUCAUUUUUUUACUGGUAACUGCUGCUGUUGUAUUUUAUGAGAGUGGGGGAUUUUUUUUACCUGGGUUUCUGUAGAGAAAGGGGGACAAAGUAUUAAAUUUGAACUGCUGAAAACCAUUGCUACCUC
Sphaeramia orbicularis (orbiculate cardinalfish) is the source of this 2148-nucleotide messenger RNA. RefSeq names its product eukaryotic peptide chain release factor subunit 1. NCBI's taxonomy places the organism in Eukaryota, Metazoa, Chordata, Actinopteri, Kurtiformes, Apogonidae. Bases 160 to 1491 code for a protein of 443 amino acids. The transcript has 11 exons. Gene Ontology annotation, biological process: translational termination. The record is from RefSeq and is a predicted model, not a curated record. Gene Ontology annotation, molecular function: translation release factor activity.